Messenger RNA from Hyaena hyaena (striped hyena), 1258 nucleotides. It is a transcript of the gene PILRA, whose product is annotated as paired immunoglobin like type 2 receptor alpha. Gene Ontology annotation, molecular function: MHC class I protein binding. The transcript is spliced from 7 exons. The record is from RefSeq and is a predicted model, not a curated record. Lineage: Eukaryota; Metazoa; Chordata; Mammalia; Carnivora; Hyaenidae.
GGCUGGCGAGUUUGGGGAAGCUCACCCUCCCUUGCUUUCCUGAAGGAGCCUGAUCCAUGUUCCUCUGAACUCUCUGAGGAGGGACCUCCAUAGGACCUGCCCUCUGGCCUUGACAGAGCUACUUGGCUUCUCCUCUCCUGGGAGGAGAGUGAGGCAAUGGGUCUGUCCCUGCUGCUGCUGCUGCUGGUAUCUCUGCAGGCUGGCAGCUCAGAAGCAUGCAAUCCAAAAACUGACUUUGGGGUCAAGCAGCCAGAGUCUCUCUCAGCCCCCAAGGGUGGCUCCAUCUGCAUCUCUUUCUCCUACUUCCACUGCUGGGACUUAGCCAUGGAUCCCAGACUGAGUGUAGCCUUGAGAAGGACACAGUUCCAUGGAGAAACCAUCUACAACAGUACCGUGCCUUUUAUCCAUGAGGAUUACAAGAACCGGAUCGCCCUGGACUUGAACGGUCAGAACUCUGGUGCCCUGUGAAUAUUGAACCUUCGGAAAAAAGAUGAGAAUAGGUACUUUUGCCAGGUCCAAGUGAGAACGCUAAGAGAAGGCUGGCAGGUGUGGCAGUCCAUCCCGGGGACCAAACUCACCAUCACUGAUGCUGCCCAGAUGACCACCAAGGGCCCCACCCCCUCUGCCACCACCAAAGCUGAUCUCAAUGUCGAAGAGGACAAUGGGAGUUCGGGAUCUUCACCUCUGAGUGUGGGAGCCACAGUCGGGGUGGCACUGGCUGGCGCUGUGCUCAUAACAGCAAUUUUGGGACUGGUUGUCUUUCUCAGGUGGAAGAGAAGCAAAGGUCUGCAGACUAAAGCCAGAACUGUAGCCGGGGGUUCGGUCCAAAACACUGAGGAGAAGUAUGAGAACAUCGGGAUUACAGGACGACAAACAGAGCUCAAGCUGGACCCCAAGGGUGAAGCCCAGGGUGAUGGUGGCAUUCUCUAUGCCUCCCUCACCUUCUCCAGCUCAUCACCAGCAACCCCUCCCUGCACCCCUCCCAAUGAGAGCCCCCAGGAAACCCUGUACUCUAUCAUAAAGGCCCAGUGAGUGGGACUCAAUGGGGACUCCCUGAGACUAAGCUGCAUAGAGGAUCAUAGCUUCUGGUAAUAACCUGGGCCAGACACAGACAGCUCAGAAGCCAGUGGGUAUGGAAAGCCACCCAGGAUCAGAGAGAAACAGAGCCAUCUGCUUCCAUUCCCUCUUCAACUUCCCAGCCUUUGCCCACAAAAAUAAAAGUACCAGUAGAAUUUGCCUGAAGGCACCCAAGGAGAAA